AUGAAAGUGUCGGUACCAUUAUGGGCUUCAAUGAUGAUGCUCAUGGCCUCUACAACCGUUUUUGCAAGUGGUAGUGCUAACGACAUUGUUAAGGGUAAAGGUUAUGCCACCACCUACGCAUGCAACACCCAACUCAAGAAGGCAGGUAAGUUUUGUAAAGGUAUAAGCACUUACUCAUGUUGGUGUUCGAAUGAAGUUGCAAUGGCAUCAAUGGCUGGAUGCUUCAACUUAUUCGACAGAAUGACCCCAGAAGCAGUAACGAAACUUGAUUUCUUGUGCAGACUGUGGGGAGGAGUAAACACAACUUUGACUUAUGAUCAAUUUGUCAAGUCAUACGACUACUAUUUAGAAAACGCCAAAUUCCCCAGUGAAAUACCUGGCUAUAAUAAGCUGGUAAUCACUAAAAUACCUCUCAAAGUGAACGUGACUGCAGCCAAGUUUUAUGAUCAAGGAGCUACUAAACUCGGGAGUAUGUAUGAUGAUUCUCUUUGGUAUGGGGCUGGGUUACUUGGAUAUUGGGCCGCUAUACUAAUGUUAGCUACAUUGGUUAACUGGAGUUACAUUAUCUUUCCCAGAAUGUUUAAAGGCUUUAACGGUUCAAUCUCAAAUUGGUUUAGACGUCAUUUUGUAUUGGCAUCAACAUUUGGGCAGAGAAAUUCUACCGCUUAUUCAUUUAUGAAUGUUAAGUUUGCAUCUGGAUUGGUUCCAUUAAGAUGGGAAUCGCUUGUUCUUUUGGUAUUUGUAAUAUUAACUGCUGGUUUCUCUGGUGCUGGUGUUCAUGCUAUAAAGAAUGAUCCUUUGUUCUCAAAAGAGUUUGCUAUCUCUCACUAUGUUGCCGACAGAACCGGCACUAUUCUGAUGUAUUUGGUACCUUUGAUGAUCUUGUUUGCUGGUAGAAAUAACUUUUUGCAAUGGAUGACCGGAUGGCAUUACGACACCUUUAUAAUGUUCCAUCGUUGGAUUUCCAGAGUGGCAUUCUUAUUGAUUGUGGCUCAUGCUGGUGCUUACUCGUACUUCUUUGACAACAGAUACGCUAUGAAUAUGGAAGAAAACUACAUGAUUUGGGGUGCUGUUUCCACUGUUGCUGGAGGCUUACUCUUGUUGCAAGGUAUGCUUUAUCUUAGAAGGAACGCUUAUGAAUGGUUCCAUUUCAUUCACAUCGUGUUAGCUGUGGUUUUCAUUAUGGGAGCAUGGAUCCAUAUCGAUUACCCCGGUUAUGGUGCGUUUGCAUAUCCUUGCGUGGCUAUUUGGGGUUGCGAUUGGGUCGUUCGUAUUGUCAGAUGCAUUGGGUUUGGGUUCCCCAAGGCCAAAAUGUCUAUUGUUGCCGAUGAUUUGAUCAAAGUGGAAGUCAAAGCUCCAUGUUGGUGGAGAGCUACUGCUUCUGCUGGCUCACAUGCAUUUAUCUACUUUUUAACUCCUGUUGCGUUUAUGCAAUCUCAUCCGCUUUCAACAAUGGUUUCACCACAUGACCCUUCCAAUAUCGUCAUGUAUGUUAAGGUCAAAUCUGGUCUUACAAAGACUAUCUACAAGAAGCUUUUGAACAAUGGAAACUCCAUGGUAAUGAGAGUUACGUUAGAAGGUCCUUAUGGUCAUGGAGCAUCCAUUGCUAUGCAUGAUACUGUCGCUUUUAUUGCUAGUGGUGUUGGGAUUCCUGGAAUCUAUGCAGAAUUGUACGAUGCUGCUUGCAAGUCCAGGUUCGCUGACCGUAAGCUUAAUCUUUACUGGAUUAUUAACAACACUGGCUAUAUUCAAGCUCUUAAUGAAGAGCUCGAUAAGUUGAAGGAAUUCUCUAACGUUUCUAUUACCGUGUAUGUUACUAGUGGUCGUUCCAAGGCUAUCAAUGAGAAAGUCAAUGAUGACAAGGAUGACUCAGAAAUAUCGCUGGAGUUUUCAAUGAAUUCAAGUUACGCUAUCAUGUACGAUAGACCGGACAUCGGAGCCAUUGUUCGCCGAGAAAUAACCCAAUGCAACAAAGCCGUUGCGUUUGUUUCAUGUUCGAACCAUGGAAUGAGCGAUUUGUUAAGGAAGAGUAUCCAAACCAGCUUAGAAACAGGGAAAAGAGUUGACUAUUUUGAUGAACUCCAAGUUUGGGCAUAA
This is a messenger RNA of Lizanozyma spartinae, 2097 nucleotides long. RefSeq names its product ferric reductase family protein. Gene Ontology annotation, molecular function: ferric-chelate reductase activity. Gene Ontology annotation, cellular component: plasma membrane. NCBI's taxonomy places the organism in Eukaryota, Fungi, Ascomycota, Pichiomycetes, Serinales, Debaryomycetaceae. The transcript has a single exon. Bases 1 to 2097 code for a protein of 698 amino acids. Gene Ontology annotation, biological process: intracellular iron ion homeostasis; iron ion transport; copper ion import. The record is from RefSeq and is a predicted model, not a curated record.